Molecule: messenger RNA, 864 nt
Organism: Corticium candelabrum
Lineage: Eukaryota; Metazoa; Porifera; Homoscleromorpha; Homosclerophorida; Plakinidae
Exons: 3
Coding region: 1-864 (287 amino acids)
Source: RefSeq, a predicted model, not a curated record
AUGUGCAGGGAAACGUUUCUGUACUUAUGUGAGCAGUUGAGAAAAGACAUUGAACAUGAGUACACGAACAUGAGAAAUUUCAUUUCUCUUGAGAAAAGAAUUGCUGUCACAUUGUGGUGCUUAGCAACGACUAUCGUCUGUCUUAUUGUCCAGAACACAUGUAGGGCCAUCGUUCGUCGACUGAUGCCAGCAUAUAUCAAAUUUUCUUCAGGAGAUGCACUGGAAGCAGCUGUUCAUGGCUUCCAGCAGUUAUUCAAUAUUUCUCCAUGUGCAGGAGCCAUAGAUGGAAGUCAUAUACAAAUUACUCCACCUGUGUUGAAUCACACCAACUAUUAUAAUAGAAAAGGAUGGAAGGCAGAAGAAUGGACGAUUUUAAAUGGACAAAGCAAACAAAUUGAAGGGUGCACCAUACCAGUAUUUCUUAUCGGAGAUUCUGCAUACCCUUUGCUCAAGUGGCUCAUCAAACCUUACCCUGAAAAUGAUCACAUGACAGAACAACGCAGUAACUUCAACUACCAAAUUUCUAGAGCUAGAAUUGUGGUUGAAAAUGCUUUUGGACGCUUGAAGGCCCGCUGGAGGCGACUCAUGAUGAAGAAUGACAUAAACAUUAAAAAUGUCCAUCACGUUAUAGCUGCUUGCUGCGUGUUACACAACUUGUGUGAAAUAAAUGGGGAGUUUUUUGAUGACAACUGGAUCAGUGGGGAUGAAAACGAACUGCAACAGCCAGCCGUUCAAGCGCCCGCAGGUGCACAUGCAUUGCCGAAACCACUUGCAAUUAGAGACGCUCUUGUCAGAAGUUUUGUAAAUCACAAUGACAGAACUACUCAGAACAUGUUUACAGUGUCAACUAUUCGCUAUAGCUAA